GCCAACGAUGGCGCGACUACCAAACAAUACAAGCAGAGAACAACACACAGCCGGAUGCUCUGUUGAACAAUUGUCUGGAAAAUAUUCCCGAAUAUUCCUGCGUACAUCUACGGGGUGUACAAAAGUUUUCGCUAUUAGCUGCAUGAUUUUUUAAUGCGCAUCGUAAUUUUCAUACAAAAUACAUCCAUCUAGUUGGUUUGUGGAAUAAGUAUUUAUAAUUAUAAUAAGUAUUUAUAAAGUAAUUUGUAUUCGACACGAUAUUCGAGAAAUUUCGUUAUCACUCAAAGAAAAUUACUAUUUGCACCGGUGCAACGUUCAUGAGUUACUUGGCGCGACUAUCGAAGAAAAACACAAGUGGAGUACAAUACAAAAUUGAGCAGUUCACCGAAUAAUUGUUUGGAAUGUCUCCAAAUAUUGUUACAUAUAUCUACAAGGUCUUCCUCGGUGUCCUCGGGCUGGCUGGCGAAGUAAAUGGUUCAUGCUCGAUACGGUGUCAAGUUACCCUCACGAUGCGGUGCGCAACGAGAGAACCACGGGAACCGGUCUGCACCCGAUGCCGAACACCACGAUAAUAUUCCAGCGCGAAUCGUGAAAGCUACGACAUGAAUCGCGAAACUAUCCCAUUGAUCUGGAGAAACGCGAAUUCGGGACUGUCGUUAUUAUUUGCGACUCUAUGUAUCGUUGACAUUUUCGGUGUGUUUCCGAUCAUCGCUUUGCCAUGUGCAAUCGUCCAAUGUGGAUUAUAUGGGAUCCCACUGGUGCUGAUUGUCUUUGGUUUGCAAAUUUAUACCGCCACUUUGCUGGGAAGAUCAUGGAUCAUCGCCAGUAAUCUGGAUCCGCAGAUCUCACGGAAGAAUCGCUACCCUCUCGCUGCUGUGACAGAGUUAACGUUGGGUUCGCGUGCACGAUCUAUCGUCACUGUACUUCUGGAUCUGACAGUCUUCGGUUGCGGUAUUCCCAAUCUGCUGGUCGCUUCGCAGAACCUACACCUAUUCGGACUCAAAGUAUCAGGACUGCGUUUCGAUCUCUCUUUCUGUUAUUGGCUACUGAUAGUUGGCGUAUUACUUUGUCCGUUAAUGUGGUUAGGCAGUCCGCGAGAUAUGAAAUGGGUGGCGACGUGCUCUAGUGUAGCGGUUAGUUUAACAGCGAUAUUAGUAUGGUGGGGUAUUAUAACUGAUGAUCGAAUGUCCAAUGCCACACCAAUAUCUACUUCCCCGACGUGGGAUAAAUUUAUAUCCGGUUACGGCAUGCUGGCCUUUCAGUUCGACGUGCAUCCAACACUAAUGACGAUACAAGUCGAUAUGCGUCGACCCCGAGACAUCGACAAAGCCGUUUUUUUCUCUUUCAUAACGAGCGGAUCCCUGUUUGCCGUUACCGUUGGAUUAGCUGUGUGGAAGUACGGCGACAGCACGACUGCGAAUAUCCUCGAAGCUAUGCCAUCAGGAUCAGUUACUAACAUCGCUGUGCUGUUGGCCGCCCUUCAACUGUGCUUCUCCAGCGUAAUCGGCUAUUCGGCGCUUUUCCAACAUUUGGAGGAUCAAUGGAGUGUGCAGAGAACCUUCGGAUGGAAACGAUGCGCCAUGAGGUCGGCGGUAGUUCUUCUCAGCGUAGCCGUGGGCGAAUCGGUGUCACGAUUCGACAUAGUCAUGGCUUUAAUCGGCGGAUCGUUGACCGGAUCGCUAGUGUUCGUGUUACCACCUUUGAUAUAUAAUCGAGCUUUAGCUUUGAAACAGAAGUCGACCCAAGCAGCGAUCACACGAGAAAUUCACUCGAGUUCUCGUAGAAAACUCAGCGAUGAAGAGGAACACUCGAUGGAUUCCGAAGCUCAUUCGCGUUCGAUCUACUACGGUUUUCUAAGUGCCACGAAUAAUUCUCGCAGAUAUACGUAUCUCUACUACGACGAUUUAACGGACGAUAAGAUAGAUUCACAAUCCAAAGAAUUUAUCGAUCGUUACAAAGAUGAUCGAGGCAAGGGAACUACUGAAAUUCCGCUGACCAACACGCAUCCGGAACAUCCGCAUCUCGUCGAUGCCGCCGAAUCGAAUAGAAUUCGAAACGUGAAACCCGCGGAUAGUCCACGAGAAGAAAUCACGGAGAAAACAUUAUUAAAGAAAAGUGAGAGAUCGUGCGAGAGGAUGGUUAAAUGCUUCGGCUAUUUUAUCGUGGCAAUCGGUAUUACAAUAACGGUGUCCUCAACGUACGUCAACGUCUGGAAUACUAUACGUUAUGUGCGUUUUACGCCGCCAUGCAUCAUCAACGCCACUGCAAGUCAAAUCUCCGCCUCAUAAUCGUAAUUUUGGAAAGAAGUAAGCAAAGUGCUUACACACUAGUGUUACAAGUAAAAAUAAUUUUAUAGAAAAUAAUCGAGUCAUGUAAUCUUUUUGUUUCUUUGUCCUCCUCUAUUUCUUUCUCUCAAGUUGAAUUUGACAUUAACAUCAAGUGCGGUUCGAUCGUUAUUUUAUAAAAUUCUUAUAUUUUCUUUAUAUUUAUUUUGCAACAUGUUUGAGCGUAUAUAUCAAGUUUACAACUUGUACAUUAAUUUGUUGUACAUAAACAAACAAAUUUUUACAAUCUCUAUAUCCACUCAAUUUACUCAAUUUAUUCAAUUUAACAAGCACGCGCAUAUAUAUUAAGUAUUGUAAAAUAGUUAAUAUUAUAUCAGUCACGAAUAUUUACUUUAAAUUAUCGCACUUAAUCUCGCACUC
This is a messenger RNA of Odontomachus brunneus, 2705 nucleotides long. It is a transcript of the gene mah, whose product is annotated as amino acid transporter AVT1B. The record is from RefSeq and is a predicted model, not a curated record. The transcript is spliced from 11 exons. The coding region runs from base 603 to 2288 and encodes 561 amino acids. NCBI's taxonomy places the organism in Eukaryota, Metazoa, Arthropoda, Insecta, Hymenoptera, Formicidae.